This is a messenger RNA of Acipenser ruthenus (sterlet), 3752 nucleotides long. RefSeq lists its product as uncharacterized. The transcript is spliced from 2 exons. Lineage: Eukaryota; Metazoa; Chordata; Actinopteri; Acipenseriformes; Acipenseridae. The record is from RefSeq and is a predicted model, not a curated record. The coding region runs from base 275 to 1381 and encodes 368 amino acids.
GUUAUUUCCUAAUUGCUUAUGCCUCAACAGUAUAGAAAAUGGCUGUUAUUCCCCACAAACUUUGCUUUUGUGACCAGGACAGUGAUAUUUUGAAAUGUACCUAUUUUCCAGAACAUUCCAGAUAGAUUCAGUGCUGCGUAAACUUGGAGUAACUUCUAGAACUUUCUAGAACUUUCCAGUAAUAUAAAUAGUAGUAUAAAUACAGGGGCCUUAAGCCCACCAGUUCAGUUUAGUUCCAGCUGCCUAAGUGGAUACAUAUCUGCAUUUUUCUGAGAUGGCAUCAAGAGGCUGCAAGCAUUUUGCUAUGUCUGCUGCCAAUUUAUCAAGACAAGAGCGAAAAAGUACUCAGUGGAAGCAUCUGCUAAGAUGUGUGAGGCCUACAAGGCAUAUUUCGGCAUGCCUGUCGGGGAUUCAAGACAAACCCUGGGCACCUCAUUUCACCUGCGAACACUGCACAAAAACUCUGGAAGGAUGGUACAGAGGGGAAAAGAGAGCCAUGAAGUUCGCUAUCCCAAGAAUUUGGCGGGAACCCACUGACCACUCAAGCAACUGCUACUUCUGCAUGGUGGACCCUUCCAAACGUCGGACUGGCAAGAAUGCACCUGCUAUCACGUAUCCGGACCUUCCUUCAUCCAUCGCCCUGGUGCCACACUGCCAUGAGCUCCCGGUACCCACUCCUCCGGAGAGAGAGCAGCCGUCUUUAGAAGAGAGCAGCAAGUCAGAGAGCGAGGAAGACGUUGUAGAUCCAGAUGACAAUUUCAGAGGUGGAGCUGAGGAGAGAAACCCAUACUACCCCAACCAAAAAGACCUCAACGACUUGAUUACAGAUCUUGGUCUCACCAAGUCCAAUGCCGAGCUUUUGAUGUCUAGGCUCAAGCAGUGGAACUUGUUGGAUGAAAGUGUGCAAGUCGCAGAUCAGAGGAAGCGUCACCAACCUUUUUCCAGCUUCUUCACCCGUCAAGAUGGGCUCUGCUUCUGCCACAAUGUGACCAGUCUGUUCGAGGCAAUCGGAAUCGCCUGUAACCAGAAUGAGUGGCGCCUCUUCAUUGACAGCUCAUCCAGGAGCCUCAAAGCCGUGCUGCUCCAUAAUGGUAACAAGUACCCGUCUCUUCCCCUGGCUCACUCGGUGCACCUCAAAGAGGAUUACAACAGCUUCAAGACCUUGCUGGAUGCCUUGAAGUAUGAUGAGUACGGCUGGGAGGUCAUAGGAGACUUCAAAAUGGUGGCAUUCCUGAUGGGUCUCCAAGGCGGCUUUGCCUUUGGGACAGCAGGGACACCAAGGGGCACUACCACAGGCGGGACUGGCCACAGCAGACCGAGUUCUCUGUGGAGAGGAACAACGUCAAGUGGGAGCCACUGGUGGACCCCCGGAAGGUGCUGAUGCCACCACUGCACAUCACAUUGGGCCUUAUGAAACAAUUUGUCAGAGCUCUAGAUAAGGAGUCGGCAGCCUUCAAGUACCUUCAAGACUUCUUCCCUAAGCUGUCUGAGGCAAAGGUCAAAGCCGGUGUCUUCGUCGGACCACAGAUAAAGAAGAUCCUGGAGUGCAAUGAAUUCCCCAAGAAGCUCACUAGUAAGGAGAAAGCGGCUUGGAACAGCUUUGUCGCAGUGGUUCGGGGCUUCCUGGGCAAUCACAAGGCCGAAAACUAUGUGGAGCUGGUUGAGACUCUGGUGAAGAACUACGGCACAAUGGGCUGUAGGAUGUCCCUCAAGGUCCAUAUCCUUGAUGCUCAUCUUGAUAAAUUCAAGGAGAACAUGGGAGCGUACUCGGAGGAGCAAGGCGAGCGCUUCCACCAGGAUAUACUGGACUUUGAAUGCCGCUACCAAGGACAGUAUAGCGAGAACAUGAUGGGUGCCUACAUUUGGGGGCUGAUUCGUGAAAGUGAUUUACAGUAUAAUCGUAAAUCUCGAAAAACUACUCACUUCUAAAUCUUUUGUAGUCAUUUUUGUAUUACUUUAGUAUAAAUACAUGUUAAUUUGGAUUCAUAUGUUGUUUGUGAACGAAAAGACACAAAUUCGCCCGUUUUCUCAUUGGAAAUAGGUAAAUUUCAAAAUAUCACUGUCCUGGUCACAAAAGCAAAGUUUGUGGGGAAUAAUAGCCAUUUUCUAUACUUUUGAGGCAUAAGCAAUUAGGAAAUAACACUUACUACCCAGGAACAAAAAUUGUGUUACAUAGUGUUGUUAUUGAAUGUGAAUAUUACUUUUUACUCAAUAUCCGGCAGAGUGUCGUGCUGUGUUAUAAGGCAAAGAAAAUGUACUAACUGGUAGUGUGUUAGUCGAGGUUAGCAAUGCAUAUAACUUUAUGAAACUGCAUUCCUGACUGUGGUGGAAACACAGUGGCGCUAGUAGCAAACAUUUCUCCUCCGCUUUUUAUUUUUCCUGUGCUAAAACCGGUUUAUCAUGGAAGUCAGACUCAUAACGCCAUCAAGGGACCCCUCACUUUCCAGAUUCUAGUUUGCUAAAGUUAAACCCAACAGCAAAACAACAGAGGACUGUGAUGCAGUUAUAUAUAUAAGCUUCAGAUAUUACAACUCGAAAGAAGGAGGCUUAAUUUGCAUCCCAAAUCCAUAUUUGAAUAAUAAAAUGAGCUUGCAAUUCCCUCAUCCUCAGCCUUUGAUGAGUGAUUUGCAUAGCAUCUGUUCUCAUGGUGAAUGGAAUUAUUGCCAUUCAAAUGUGUGUUCUGAGAACCAUGGCCAUUAUUAUUGCAGUACCCGGAUAUCUUAAUCGGGAUAAACUGUUACAAUAUUGUCAAAGUGUUUACUUCAGUUUAAAAUAUUUGGAAAAUUCCAAUUUAUCUUGAGAGUACCUAAGAGCAUACUUACUGUAGUUAUUAAAAUCGGAUGGGUUAGUUAGUUAUUAUUGUUAUUUAUUUAUUUCUUAGCAGACGCCCUUAUCCAGGGCAACUAUCAGUUGUUACAAAGUAUAACAUUACAAAGUAUCACAAUACAAAAUACCACAUUACAGAGAACAGUUAUAAACUACAGUAAAAUACAGUGGUUUGAGAGCGAUUCCGACUGAGGGCGGUUCAUCUUAAAAUAGUUGUAUGGUUAUAUGGUUCUAGGUCUGUAAAAUAAUAAACAAAAUAACACUGGCAGUACUAUAUACAGUAUUAUGUAACAUAUGUUAAACACUUGGGUGUUUGUGUGUCGUAUUGUAGCGUACACGGGGGAAGGCAACAGCAGGGUGUAAUCACAAACACAAAGAUAAGCCCGAUACAUGCUCCUUCCUUGCAACGGAACCGGCUUUUGUCGGGCUUGUGUCUUUUGAACGAGAGGUCCCCUUGUCCGCGCCCGCCCUGCGCCUGGAUGUGGAUUGCCUCGCCCUGUGUGAUGCGCCUGCCUGCAGGAACUGAGGUUCAGUAUAUUACAUAAAAAAAACCACAAAUAUGUGCAUACAAUCGCUUGCAUAUAAAUUAUAUUACAUUGUUAAAAGUUUUUAGUGUAAGGUAGUCCAAAACAGUUCUAAUCGCGGUCUUUGAAACCAGAUAUAUGCCUUCAUCAUAAAGCAUAUAGAGUGGGUCUUUCUUCAAAACAGGUAUGUGGAGCCGGAGAGCUGUGGUGCUCAUGGUCAAGCAAUGGGUUAGUCUCGAGCACCGAAACACUGGAGGGUAAUGGAAAUAUCUGGUCAUUGAUCGCAGUUAAUUAUAGUAUUAUUUAUUUUAAAAAUACUGUCUAUGUGCAUAGAUUGAAUAAUUUAUUCAUAUUAUGAGGAGUACCUGCGCUGGUUUUCCUUAUUCAGUAAAAACAAACAAA